Epinephelus fuscoguttatus (brown-marbled grouper) is the source of this 1482-nucleotide messenger RNA. RefSeq names its product G-protein coupled receptor 4. Gene Ontology annotation, cellular component: membrane. Gene Ontology annotation, biological process: G protein-coupled receptor signaling pathway. The record is from RefSeq and is a predicted model, not a curated record. Gene Ontology annotation, molecular function: G protein-coupled receptor activity. The transcript has 3 exons. Lineage: Eukaryota; Metazoa; Chordata; Actinopteri; Perciformes; Serranidae. Bases 465 to 1469 code for a protein of 334 amino acids.
UGGGACAGAAAGGCGUUCUCCUGCCUCAGGAUGUUGCCUUUAAAGCUGAAGAAGUGGGUUUCCUGUGGAGGAAACGAUCACAGAAUAGAGGAGGCUUGGUCGAGACACCGUGUUCCCAGCAUUUUUUGAGCACAGGUCACCCAGCUGCGGAGCGGGCAGCACGCUUUUGUGGAGCAAAGUCAGCAUCACAGGCUUGAGAGGGUUGUGUUCCCUAAUGGAUCCUGGAUGCCUUGAAGACUGGUUGACUGACAGCACUCAAUCCAAGUCUGAGCUUUUCUACAGGAGAAUGCAUUUGUGAAUAUUAUGCAAUGGACAGAUAACAAGUGGAUGCAUCAAACUGAUAACUUUUGCUUUGAGUGAAUGAAUGGGUUUUUCCACACCAGCUCAUUAUCCUGCAAGUGUCAAUCCAUGUCUGAGUAAGGCCACCUCUAGUUUCCCAUGUCAGGUGCUUGACCAGCAGAGACAUGUCCAAUGACAGCUGCAACCUCCCGUUGGACACGGACACAUUUGGCCUGACCUGUAUCUAUGGCCUGAGCUUCUCAUUGGGUCUCCCCAGCAACCUGCUGUCUCUCUGGGGACUGUACCACCUGGGUCGCUCAGGUGGAGGAGGCUGCCAGCUGGUCUACAUCCUCAACCUGCUGCUGUCAGACCUCCUCCAGUUGCUCACCCUGCCACUGUGGAUCCUUUAUCUCCAAGGUGCACACCGCUGGCCCUAUGGGCAGCUAACCUGUGAGCUGGUGGGCUACGUGUUCUACGUAAACGUCUAUGCCAGCGUCAUGUUCCUAUGCCUGAUAGCGCUGGACCGCUGCCUGGCUAUCGUGUACCCGCUGAGCAGCCGCAGGGUGCGGACUGUCAGGGUGGCAGCAGUGUCCGGUGUGGCGGUUUGGAGCCUCACCUUCCUGUUCUGCCUGAGUGGGCUGCUGCCAUCAGUGUUUGAUGCUGACAGACUGCUGUGUCUGGAGCAGUACCCCGUCAGCCCCAGAUAUGCCCACUUCAAGAUCACCACCGUGGCCCUGGGCUUCCUGCUGCCAUGUGCCAUACUCGGCUACACCUCAGCCCACAUCGGGGUGACUCUCCGGCGAUCACCCUCCCUCUCUGACCACGAGCGGCACAAAAUCGUGGGCAUCCUAGUCGUGAUCACCGUCAACUUCAUUGUUGUGUUUGGACCCUAUCACCUUGUGGGCGGAUACAGAUUUGUGUCCUUGCUGCUGACUGAUGAGCCGUGUGAAUUUGAGCGUUCCAUUUUCCUCGUCUAUCGCCUGUGCUACGGUCUAACCAGCCUCAACACCCUGCUGGAUCCCCUCUUCUACAUCUUCCUGUGCCCUGACGCCAGGCUGGAGCUGCAAAGAUCCCUGCCCUGUUUGGGGAGAGGGCAAAACACCCGCAAAAAGAUUACCCUCAAUACCAGAGCUCGCCCAGACAACCAGAGAGAGAGUGAAACUGGACAUAAUAGUCUUCUGGCAAUAUGACUUGGACUUGACC